Molecule: messenger RNA, 1182 nt
Organism: Chrysochloris asiatica (Cape golden mole)
Lineage: Eukaryota; Metazoa; Chordata; Mammalia; Afrosoricida; Chrysochloridae
Product: tripartite motif-containing protein LOC642612-like
Exons: 5
Coding region: 1-1182 (393 amino acids)
Molecular function (GO): protein binding; zinc ion binding
Source: RefSeq, a predicted model, not a curated record
AUGGCUGCUUUGGGUCUGAUAGAUUUCAAGGAAGAGUUGAUGUGUUCUACCUGUUUACGCUAUUUGACAAAACCAGUUGCAAUUGAAUGUGGACACAAGUUUUGCUUUGAGUGCCUCUUAAAAAAUUGGAAGGAAGCCUCUGGCCAGGGCACCUGCCAUCAGUGCAAGGAUGUUUACAAGUUAAGAGAUCCAAGGUAUAGCCUGCAGCUGGGAAUGAUGGCUGAACUAGUAAAGCCACUGAUUCCUCACUUAAUGGAUCUGAAGAAUAGUCUAUGUAAGAUACAUGAAAAUAAAGCAGAGCACUUCUGUGUAGUAGACCAGGUUCCCCUUUGUGACAUCUGUUUCCAGUCUCCGGAACAUCAGUUUCAUGUAGAAUUUACCAUUGAAGAGACUAACAAAACAUUCAAGAAUGAAGUCCAGGAAAUUCUGAAUUUUCUACACAAGGCAUUAGAGUUUCACAAGAGAGAACUUCUUUCCUCAGAAGAGAAAAAUGAACAGGUUCCAUGCAAUAGUUUACAGAGAUGCCAGUCUAGGAUUAACUUUCCCAAGACUAUUUUGAAAGGACUGAAUAUGAAGCAAGGAUGGUUAGAAUGGAUGCGAGGAUUUUCAGAGAAUAUAACCUUGGAUGGGAAAACAGCCAGUCCUUAUCUCACUGUGUCUCUAGAUUUGAAGAGUGUGAUUAACAAAGGCAUCAAGCAGGAUGUGGUGGAUCACCAAGAACGGUUUGAUUAUCCUGCCGUCAUGGGAACCCAGAACUUUACCUCUGGAAUACAUUAUUGGGAGGUGACUGUGGGAGAGAAUAAUGAGUGGGAAAUAGGAAUUUGUAAGGCAUCUAUGGGUAGAAAGAAUGCCUCAUUCUCCAAUAAGGAUCUGUUUUUGUUGAAGUGUGUUUCACAUGCUCAAUCCUAUAUUUUGUGUAAUCCCAACUCUUUAGUAUUAGUUCCUUAUUCAAAGCUUACUACAAAAAAUGUGGGAAUUUUACUCGAUUAUGAUUUGGGAACUCUUUUAUUCUAUGAUGCUAUAAGAGACUGCCCCCUACUUUGUUUGCCAGUUUUACCAUCAGGACCUCUGUGUCCUAUCUUCUUUCCUUGUCCCCAUACUGAAAAUGGAGAUCCUGUACCAUUAACUAUAUGUCCAGUAAAAACACGGUUAAGGAAGAAAACUUCCUCUUCACCAUCCUAA